This is a messenger RNA of Telopea speciosissima, 1578 nucleotides long. RefSeq names its product cytokinin hydroxylase-like. Gene Ontology annotation, molecular function: oxidoreductase activity, acting on paired donors, with incorporation or reduction of molecular oxygen; monooxygenase activity; heme binding. The record is from RefSeq and is a predicted model, not a curated record. Lineage: Eukaryota; Viridiplantae; Streptophyta; Magnoliopsida; Proteales; Proteaceae. Bases 6 to 1541 code for a protein of 511 amino acids. The transcript is spliced from 4 exons.
UAGCCAUGGCAGCCUUUCUCAUGUUCAUAUGCUGGGUUUCACCUACCCAAACACAUAAAAGGCUUCGAAAGAAUGGUUUUGGAGGUCCAAAACCGAAUUUCCCUUUGGGGAACAUUGAAGAUAUGAGAAAAAAGGAGGAAAAAGAUUCUGUUUUUGAAUCUGUAAAUGAAACCCAUAACAUCCAUUCAAGUGUUUUCCCUUACUUUGCUCGGUGGAGAAAAUUAUAUGGUAAAGUGUUUGUGUAUUGGCUUGGGACAGAGCCUUUUUUAUAUGUUGCAGAGCCUGAAUUUCUAAAGCAGAUGUCAUUAUUAGUGAAGGCAAAGAGUUGGGGAAAACCCACUGUGUUUAAAUAUGACAGAAAACCUAUGUUUGGGAAUGGACUGGUCAUGGCGGAAGGAGAUGAAUGGGUUCAUCAUCGUCACCUCAUCGCUAAUGCAUUCUCACCAGCCAACCUCAAGGCACUGGCAAGCUCAAUGGUGGAGUCUGCCAAUAAGAUGCUAGACCAGUGGGCAACCCUCAUUGCCUCUGGUGAGCCCACCAUCGAUGUUGAGCGAGAAGUCAUAAGUACAGCAGCGGAGAUCAUUGCAAAGACAGCCUUUGGCAUCAACGAUGACAAUGGCCAUAAAGUGUUUGAGAAGUUGAGAGCCAUGCAACUCUCACUCUUCAAGUCUAAUCGUUUGGUCGGUGUUCCCUUCAGUAAGCUCAUGCACCUUAAACAGACUUUAGAGUCAAGAAAGCUAGGAAAGGAGAUCGAUAGUCUACUCUUAUCGAUCAUAUCUUCGAGGAAGAAAAGAAUAAGAAGUGUUGCAGACGAUCCUCAUCAUCCUCAACAAGAUCUGCUUGGGCUUCUACUUGCAGACUCAGAGAACAAUAAUCAAACAGUUGAUGGGCAACAGGGUAUUAUUAAUAAGAAGAAGAAGCUUACGGAGAGAGAGCUUGUGGACGAGUUGAAGACGUUCUUCUUCGGUGGUCAUGAGACAACGGCUUUGGCUAUCACAUGGACGUUACUGCUAUUGGCCUUGCAUCCUGAGUGGCAAGAACAACUGAGGGAAGAGAUUAAAGAAGUUACUGGAGAUGGCCCACUUGAUCCCACCAUGCUUGCUCGACUAAAGAAGAUGGGAUGGGUGAUGCAAGAGGUGUUACGGUUAUAUCCAUCAGCACCGAACUCCCAGAGACAAGCAAGAGAGGACAUUCGGGUCGGGCACACAGUCAUACCCAAGGGAACAAAUAUUUGGGUUGAUACAGUCGGAAUGCAUCAUGACUGGACAAUAUGGGGUGAUGACGUCAACGAGUUCAGACCCGAUAGGUUCAAGGAAGACCCAAAUGGAGGAUGUAACCACAAGAUGGGAUAUUUGCCUUUCGGGUUUGGAGGUAGAAUGUGCGUGGGUCGGAACUUGACCCAGAUGGAAUACAAGAUUGUGUUGACCCUUAUGCUUCGUAGGUUUUCUUUCUCUCUUUCUCCAAACUAUUGUCAUUCCCCCACCAUUAUGCUCUCCCUAAGGCCUAACCAUGGCUUGCCCCUUGUGCUUCAAACCCUUUAGAGAGAGAUUUUUUCAAAUUUGAAAUCUAUAUCUCAUA